AUGACGCGCAAUCAAAUGAAAAUCGAAUUGCUUCAAGCAGAAGUCGACGAAAAUGACCAGAGUUUCUUUCGCCUCCUGGUCGACGGUCGGAACAUAAAAUAUGUCACUAUAGACCCUGGUCUCUAUAGUGCUGACGAUAUGUGUUUCGGUCCCUCGCUGGUUUCGCUUCUACCCGCCCUACCCGCUGGAGAUUGGAACGAUGGACUGGUGACCAAAAAUGAAUCGAAUGGUCAACCCCACUUUGCCUAUGCUAUUCGGACCGCUUUCCCUGGUGUUGAGAACACCUGGAACGAAACUUAUGUUGAUUAUUCGGAGAUCGUGGUCGGAGAAAAGUUACGAACGGGCAUUUAUGAAGUCAAAUGCCAUUUGUUCAAUGACGUGGUUGUGGUUAAAUUCGCUCGCUUUGACUGGGAGAUCCCAUAUCUAGAAAGUGAGACCACGGCUUACCAAUGGAUUGAGGGCUAUAGAAUCGGUCCACAAUUUCUUGGCCAUUUGACCGAAGAUGGCCGCGUGAUUGGGUUCUUGAUGGAACGCAUCAAGGAUGCCAGGCAUGCUGGCCCCCAGGACCUUGAGUCCUGUCGGAAGGCUUUGUCUCGAUUACAUCGCCUAGGGAUACAACACGGAGAUACAAACCGAUUCAACUUUCUUAUUCGUGAUUCACAGGCUGUUUUAAUUGAUUUUGAUUCGGCGCGAAAGUGUGACGACCAAGAUGCGCUUCUGAAAGAGCUUGAACAUUUACCGAAUUCCCUAGAGGAUUUAUCACGUCGAGGUGGGGGAGGGCUCCUUUGA
Penicillium brevicompactum is the source of this 789-nucleotide messenger RNA. RefSeq lists its product as uncharacterized. Lineage: Eukaryota; Fungi; Ascomycota; Eurotiomycetes; Eurotiales; Aspergillaceae. The transcript has a single exon. The record is from RefSeq and is a predicted model, not a curated record. The coding region runs from base 1 to 789 and encodes 262 amino acids.